AUGGAGGCUUUAGUCCCGGGCGACAGCAAAGAGGCUUCAGUCCUCAGCAUGGGAAUUAUCCUUACUCUCAGCCAGUUGGAGACAGGAGUUUCGGAAAUGCUUUCCCUUCUCAUCAGCCACUGUCUUCAGGGAGCAUAAAUAGACAUUUUGGCAGCCAACCUCCAGACUGUAAUCCAGGAUUGGGCUUUCAGCAAUUCAGCCAGAAAGGAAGUAACCCCCAAUCCCAUUCAACUUCCAUCCAUACACAUGGAAACUUUUACCCUAACCAAGAAUAUUUAAGCCGUACAGUUUACCCAUCACAACAGCAGCAGUAUUAUCAACAGCAGCAACAAUUCUCACAGCAACAGUUUCAACAGCAACAGCAGUCACAGCAGCAGCAGCACACAUUUCAACAGCAGCCACCUCAGGAAGGUCACAAUGGCUCCCAUCCGGAGUCAAAAAACGAAUUGCGUUCCCCGGGCCAGCAUGGGCUAGCAAGCAGAAUUGACAGCAGGGAUGUUCACGGCCACAGUGGUAAAGAAGACAGCCAAGAUGACAAAGACACCACUGGGACCUCCACUGUCAAUACCCGGGUGAACGCACGGAGGUGGGACAGCCAUGCUGAACAUUCGGCCAGCAACACAGAUUUGUGCAGAAAUUCACAGGAAGCAUCACUUUGUCAGACACCAGACAACAUCAGCUAUUGCAAUGAAAGUGAAAUUUUGAACCUAGACCAAAGUAAUGACCUAAUAACUAAUCUGGCCAAUAGUAAAAAUCAUAAGACAAGAAAGAGAAAAGGAAGAAGAAAAUUGUCUUUGAAAAAAUCCAAAAUGUCAGUGACUAAAGUUAAUAAUGAAAAAUGUUCAGAAGUAAUAGAAGAUUGUUAUGGUGACACCAAAGAUGUAACACACAAAAGUGCUUUAGACAAUAAUGGAGACGAUUCCAUACCUCAGUUGACUCAGGUAAAAAACCCUUAUUCCUACCCUCUACCAACUCAGCGUGGUAGGAGACGGGGAAAAAUGAGUUGGAGAAAAAAUAUCAAGGCUCUUCGCUUAAACAUACCAGAAUCAACAACUAACAACAGUUUGUGUUCUCUUAAUGAUAAUAAAGGGAUACUAAGUAACCACAAGAUGUUAGAUGAAGAAAGGAAGGACACUAAUGGGGUCGUUCUAUCCCCUAGGCUAAGAAGAUCUAGUAGCAGUACUGUAAAAAGUUCAGACACUGGGCCAAUGGGUAUCCACGCAGCCAGACAAGCAAAAUUGCGUUCAGUGUACUCAAAAAACCCAGACAAUGGGCAAAAAUUGCAUAAAAAGAAAAGGGAACCAUUGAAAGAAGGAAUUCAUUACAUCGUGGUGGGUAAAUUCAAAGGCCACCAUGUUAUGUUAGUUAAAUUAAGCAGAGUAUCAGUAAGCCCCACAGAAUCUGUAAAAGCUCAGGAUUUUGAAAGUUUUGCCUCUAAGGAAGUAGUUAGAACUGCAUCAUUAUCAAUGACACCACACACCUUGUGUGACCAAAUGCCAAGUGUAAAUCUCAACAGUAUACAUAUUGAAAAAAUUGUCAAUACAAAAAGCCCAAACAUUAGGAAAUCAAAACUUAGUCAAAGAUACAAUAAAAGACAGUUUCAGCUGUAUGGCAAGUUUCGCUCAGCUGAAGUAUCAGUCGGCAAGCAAGAGGACAUGUGUCAGGAAUCAGCAUCCACAGAAAUGAACAUUAAACACCUUCCAAAAAACGCGUUUGCUGGCCCCAUCAGUGGGGCCAGUCAAAAUCUCUCUCAAAGCAAUGUAUCUAAGGAUCAUUUUUUUUGUAAGUUCAAAGAAAGUUUUAUCCGACACAGCAGAGCCAAAGAACCCUCUCAUGAAUCUGAUGUCGUUUCACCGCACACUUUAUUUUUUGUUGG
Messenger RNA from Lymnaea stagnalis (great pond snail), 1876 nucleotides. The record is from the annotation of a GenBank genome assembly. NCBI's taxonomy places the organism in Eukaryota, Metazoa, Mollusca, Gastropoda, Lymnaeidae.